This is a messenger RNA of Ixodes scapularis (black-legged tick), 949 nucleotides long. RefSeq names its product syntaxin-8. Gene Ontology annotation, biological process: vesicle fusion; intracellular protein transport. The record is from RefSeq and is a predicted model, not a curated record. Gene Ontology annotation, cellular component: endomembrane system; SNARE complex. NCBI's taxonomy places the organism in Eukaryota, Metazoa, Arthropoda, Arachnida, Ixodida, Ixodidae. The coding region runs from base 20 to 736 and encodes 238 amino acids. Gene Ontology annotation, molecular function: SNAP receptor activity; SNARE binding. The transcript has 9 exons.
AUCACCUGGCAAAAUCAAAAUGGCGUUCAGUAUGCGGGAUCCGUGGCUCUCUGCACAUGAUGCUUGCGAAGCGAUGGCGCGUGAAAUCAUGGAGCAAAUUGUGCAGCGGAACCAGUACGCCCGACAGACUUCGGCUCACAUUCAGGCUACCAGCAAGAUACGUCAAAGCCUGGGGAGAUACAGGAACGAAGUUUCAAAGUUGACCGCAGGCCUCACUGCUGCAAGCGACUCGUUCACGGUUGGUGAAGCUGAUCGGCGUAAAUACAUGAUCAGCACUCUGGUCAACAAGGGCCGUGAAAUGGAGGACCUGCUGACCGCAAAGCAGGGCUCCACUGGCCAGGCAAGAAGGAGUGAACUUUUUGGGAGCGACUUUGGGGCCGCGGGAGUCAGCGAGGGUGGCUGGAAUGCGGAGGAGACUGAAGCCACUCAGGAUUUGACUGUCGGCGAGAUCAAAGAGCAGCAGCAGAAGGCCCUCAGAGAGCAAGAUCGUGGUCUGGAGGGCCUCUCCCAUGUGAUUGGACGUCAGAAGGAAAUGGCCAUUGGCUUCAAUCAAGAACUUACCUUACACAAUGAAAUCAUAGACGACAUUGCGGACCACACUGACCGAAUGAGGGACCGCCUUCUCCGCGAGACGAAGAACGUGCAGAUAGUGGACAGGAAGUCCGGCACCUGUUGGUACUGGGUUGCCAUUCUCGUUUUGAUGGUUGCCAUCGUCGUCAUUGCUGCGGCAUUUUGAUUGCGUGCCGGUCAGGGUAUGGCCUGCAAAGAAAUUUGUUGUUGGGACUACCACAAAGCCUUUAUAUUAUUUUGUACAUAUUAUACAAGCUAAUCUAUUAGUGUGGCAUAUGCACGUUUAUGAAGCUACCCAAGAUUUUUAAGGCGCCCAUUGAAGGGUCGAUGUAAUUGCCAGAAAAACGAACCUGGGGAAAUAAAUUAUUUUUGUAGCAGC